Lymnaea stagnalis (great pond snail) is the source of this 14152-nucleotide messenger RNA. NCBI's taxonomy places the organism in Eukaryota, Metazoa, Mollusca, Gastropoda, Lymnaeidae. The record is from the annotation of a GenBank genome assembly.
UGAAUUUAUAAGGUAAAGGGUUCACAAGAUGGCGGAGCUACAGUUUGAAGCUCCUUUGGCUUCAUUUGAGAAUGAGGAGUGGAGCGAUUUUAACGAAUUUAAAACGGGAAACAUAGACAAAUUAAUGUGCAAUCUUACACCCAACUCUAGGGAACGUCCUGAUGGGGAUGAAGGUGCAAAUUUCGGAGAGCUGGUGUCAGGAUCUCUAGAGGAUUUAGUCAAUUCAUUUGAUGAGAGAAUCACAAAAUGUUUCAAUAAUUUAGAGCAAGAAGUGGAAACGUUCGCUCCUGUACAGAUUAGAUCACAGGAAGAAAUAAUGAAUGAUUGUCAGUGAGUACACAUUUAAUUUUGAAACUUAUUGUAAAGCUUAAGUAUAUGAAUGAAGGUACAGCAAAUAAAAGUCUGGAAGAGGUGAGUGAGAAAGUGUAGUCUUAGCGACUCUGUAAUCUGAAGUACCUGUAUGACUGUAUGUUUUGUAGUCAGUACAGCUGUAGUACUAAUCUUAGAUCUGAUACUAUAGACUAUUCACUACAUGAUACUGUAUACUAAUCCGAAUCCAUACAUCUGAUCAGUCUACUGUUGAUCAUUCUACAGCACUACUCUCAAUACUCUGGCUACUCACUUCUGUGAACCAGUGAUGGUUAUCUGUGUACCAGUGGUGGUUAUCUGAGACCAAACAGGUCUAACUAUGAUGACUGUGUGGGAUUAGGGUUAGCCAAAUAGUCUUUAUAUAGUUAAAGUUAGACCAGUGUUUCCUAACAUGGUGUUCCGUAGUCUGGCACUUUUCCAUGAACCAUGGUCCCCAAAAAAAUGGAAACAAGUUAAAAAUUGUGGCUUCUCAGAGCUCAAUUUUUUUUUAGUUAUAGUGAGUGGCAAUGUGCAUGUGCAGAGCAAUCAACACUUCCUGACAAAAUGAACAAAAAAAGCGAAGCUGAGACUGCGCAUUGUUCUCCUCUCUCUUUAUCUUUGGUGUUCUCACAUAUUCAAUAUCUGAGACAUAGCCAGCUGAGCCAUAGCCAGCACUAAGUUUUGUUGAUUGGCAGUAAAAUAAUAUGAUCUUAAUGAUCCAUCUCCAUAUAAUAAUAUGUUAAACAAAAAGUUCAACAGUCAACAUCAAUGAAACUGAGUGAAUAAUGAACAUUCAUCGGCUCUGGUUAUUUUUACCAAAUACCAUGGUGUUCAUAGGAUAUUCACUUGACCUCUGCACUCUGUUAUUGUAAUGAUGAUCCCAUUUUUAAGAGUAUUUUGGUAAAUAAAAUUUAAAUAAAAAAAACAACAUAAAUUAACGAGUUAUUUAAGAAACAUUUUUUACGGGUAAUAAUCUAAAUGCAGUAUUAUAUAAAACUACAAUCAUCAGAAUUUUGUCAGAAAAUGGGGUGUGAAGUCCACACUACUUGUUAUCAUUUUAAAAUGUAAUAUACUGUUUAAAAAAAAAGUACAAACGAAUUCACAUUUUCACAUCGUUUUUAAAAUUCAUAGAUCAAAAACUACUAAAGUUGGGUAAUGUUUAUUUUUUCCAUAAAACUUAAAAAAAUUUAUAUUUAAUAAAAAAAUGUGUCAUUGUUAAGGCUAUAUUCAAUUAUUCAUCCUUAAUAUUUGUGGACGGAAGCAUUGCGCUCUACCCAUAGAAAGUUAUGCCUAGGACGCUUUGCAUAAUACCCAUUGCCAAAAUGCAUUGGGCGCAUUUUGCCCUACCCAUCACCAGCCUAAAAAAUUUCUUAGUUUCUUGUUCAAAACCACCUUAUAAAAACGAGAUCGUAUUGUGCAUAACAUGAGAUCCACUCUUUCACUCAUUCACUAAUCACUUCAUUAGGACCUAUAUAAUAGUGCUGUCUAUAAAUGCCUAUUCAUGAAAAAAAAUUUUAUGACAAUUUAACACCUGAGGCAUAGAACAUUCAUUGAUGCAGGUGAAGCGCUUGAUGUCACAUCUCUAUGAAAGGUCAACACUAAAAACUUGACUAACUUGAUCAUUUUGAGUUUAACCCCCUAGAGACGGCUUGUCGAGUAGGGAAAAAGACAAAUGGCUGAUUAUCAGCCAGAUAAUUCAAGCCUUGAGAUUAGCUGAUUGGCCUUUGUACCAGCCAAUGAGACAUUCUUAUUUUAAUGGCAGCCUACUUUGCUUGUUUACUAGCUUUUAUUGUGUUCAGGAAUUUUUUUUGUGUUCAAGUAAUAUAGUAAAAUAUCAAAAUGUUUGACAUCGACACUAAACAGUGAAUCUGACAAUGAUGAAAACAACCAGGGAAGUAAUAAUUUAUAAAGACAAUCAAAAGGAUGAUAAUGUUGUGAACUCUUGGAUUAGUAUUAGGGGUCCUGAACUAGCUAGAGAUGAUCCCUAUGAAUUUUUAGAAAAUAUAGGACCUAUAAAUAAGUCUCAAAGCAUAAGUAACACAGUUGAGUACUUUAUGCUGUUAUUUACACAAAAUAUCACUCAAAUGUAUAUUAGAGAGACCAAUAGGUAUGGAGACAACUUUCUUAGUAACGCCCAGCUCAAGAAAGGUCCCUAGGUCAGAAAUGGGGGCCUGUUAUAGUGAGUGUCUGUUGCAACCGAAAAGUAGCCAGGGGCAGGAAAAGGAGUAGAACCAUGCGCCAGAGGUGUCUGAAGGGCCUCCAUGGGCCUUUCCCCCCCAAAAAACUAGUGUUUGGACUUUUUCAGGCUUCAUCCAUUAAAAAAUUCACUCAAAUGAUACAAGCCAGUCAUGUUUAUUUUAAGUGUAACAAAAAAAUGCAGCAUAAGUUAUGCAAAUCAGGACAGCUCAUUUGCAUAAAUGUUGAGAUUUCAGUUUCAUUCAUAAAGAUGGUAUUAAUUGAUUCAAUUUCCUACAAGAAUAUAUAUAGUUUUAUACAUGUAAAGGAAAUAAAUUUAUUUUGAUAUAAUUUAUUUUGAAAUAUGAGUGCUUAGCUUGUAAAAAUGCUCUGUCUUCUUGGCACUGACACUUCAAAAAGGCUCCGUCCCCAAGGGGUUAAAGAUGUUUUCAAUGCCUUGACAUUAAUAGCAUAUUUUUGGAAAAAAGUCAAAGCAUAAUAACCUGAACUGGGAGAAUGGCUUUUAACAUUCUCCUCCCAUUUACUUCAACUUACCUCAGCAAAACUAGCUUUUUGGGAAGAUUUUAGGGCAUAAAAUUACCAUCCCGACUCCCUUGGAGAGUUGGCUACGAAUGCUUUAAACGCAGCAUUUUAGGUUGCCCGGACGUCCAGAGGUGGGGAAAACUUCCAUCCACAAAUCUGAGCAGGUGGGGGGAUAGUCCAGGUUUGGGGAAGCCCUGGCAUGCCGCUUCACAGUCCGGCGUCAGGGAGACUGUGUGGAGGUGCCUCGGGAGGGCAUUAAGAGCUCACCCUCGACUGCCCGCCGAUGCCAUUCCCCAAUGUAACAUAUUUAGAAUGUUUUGAGUUGAAAAUAUGAAGUAAUUUUCCUCAUGAUAAUUAAAACAUGUCACAAAUUGGCAGAAAUGGUUUAAAGCAGAAAAAAAGGUAUUUUGUUUUAUAAACUAUCACAGAAAGAACGAACUAACAACAAAAAAAUGUUUCAGGAGAUCUGACUUAAAACACUUAUUUUGGUCAGUUUCAUUGGGGGCGGACUGAUUUAACUCGAGGUUUGCAAAUGAAUCAACAUUUUCAAAGCCUUACUUGUUUGUUACUUCUUGUGAAUUCGUAGACAGAUAUAUUUAUUGGCUUUUGUCUAAUGUUGUCCGUCUCACAUACUUAUUUUUUUUUUUCUUUAUUUUUGGUGGUGCUUUGAAAUUAAAAGAUAUUUGUCAUUGAAACUGGUCAAGAGGGAUUUAGUUUACCAGUGACUGUAAAUAAUGGAACCUUGGACAAAAUCAGUUAAGAGGAUGGUUGUGUAGGUGGGGGGUAAGGAUAAAUAGAGACCAACUGGAAAUCAAAGUAGAAUAUAAAUAAAUAAAAUUAAACUGUUAUGGAUGUGGAAAGGCAGAAAUGAAUUUGUAUGCAUUCUUCAAGUCUAGUCUCAAAUAGUCAACAGACAGGGCAAAGUGGUUGUAGACUCUAGGUGCCAAAAACAUAGGCCUAAAAAAAAUACAGCAUUCUUGAAAAAAAUAGGUAUAAAUGUAUACCUUUUGGAGUGGAAGCACCAAAAUUCAGGCUUUGCCCUGGUUGGAUGUUAACUGAGUACAGAAAACAAUUAAAAAAGAACAGUAACUCAAGAGUUUUCAGUGUUUGUUGAGUCAAUACAAACAUCAUCACAUCAUAUAAUUCUUCAAAAUUGUAUAUUUAUGAUUCUGCACAGAUAUUUGUGGAUAACGAAUGUACUGUUACUUCCUACAUCUGAUCUGAAUAUUUUUAAAAAAUUGAAUCUAUUAAAGAAAAAAAAUGUAUAAAAAUAAUUUCUGAAACAUUUUAAAUGAGAAAUUUUUUUUAGGAACCUUAGAAACUGACAUACCAACAACCAAAACAACUAUGCCUUAAAAUAAUAUGUUGUAACUAUCAUAGAAAGAACAGUUUUAUAGUCUCAUUUGAGCUUUGCAAUGCCAGCACAUUUUGAGGCUAUUGAAUGAGUCACCAGUUUGCACUCCCCAGUUAUUGAUUUUUUCCCCUGCAUCAUCAUUGUACUCAAUGAUGUCAUACAUUUUCAUUUUGUGCAUUUUAAUAUCUUUUUUAACUGCAGGAGACAUAGAUUCCUUUUCUACAGAUAUAUUUAUUUAACAUUUCUUUAACAAUGGCGUUGUCAGUCAAGGCAUAGCAAGGCUUUGAAUUUUAAAAAAAUUCUUUCAAAAUUAACACCUCUUUUAAGUAUUGAAUUAUAUAAUUUGUAUUUGCCUUUUAUUAAUUUUACUUUAAAAAAUGUAAAGUGUUAAGAGAGUAAUUAGUUUAAAAGCAACAUUAAAAUAAUUAUUCUUUAAAAUAUUUAUUUUAUGCCUGCCAGUUACUUAGUAAAUUUUAGAAAGAUAAUGCUAUAAAAUUAUCCAUUCUUAAUGUUUUGUUGUUUGGCAGUAAUUAACCAAAAAAUUUGUAAUUAAACAUAAUACUAAAUGUACUGUUUAACUUAAUCUUUUUGGGGUUGUGGUGAUUUAGAUCUGUAUAAUACAAACCCUCCAUUGUUCUUAAAAAGAGGUCACACAAUUUGUUCAAUUCAAAGUAAUAUUGGAUUUCAACAUUAAGAACAUUUAUCUCUAUUUGUGCACUGAUUUUGAUAUAGUCUUCAAAAAAUGUGUACGUCUUUUUUCAAAAUUGAAAUAACUUAAUCAGCUAUCUGCAACAUUAAGGAUAUUAUAUGAGGGACUGCAUUCAAGCAGUGUGAAGGACAUUGUGGAACAAGAUAUGUUAAAGCUUGAAAGAAAAGACAAGACAAUAAUAACUAUAUCAACCUGACUUGUGAAACAUGUUUUGGCAAAAUUUAAAUUUUUGUACCUCCCAUCUCUGUUAAUACAAUAUUUUUUAAUAAAAGGAAACAUAAGAACUUUUAAUUAUAUGUAAUAUAUUCAUCAAAGUAUGACAAUUAACCAUUUAAGUACCGGUACUGCAAGGGGAAAAGUGUACUCACUUAAUCUACUGAAUUAAAAUAGUUGCCCUUCUCAUGAUUUCACACACUCAGUUUUUUUUUAUUGUUGAUACUUUUGGCUGCCAUACAGCCUCUUCAGAGAAACUAUCUCAAGUCUUGUAUCUUCCUAAAAGCCAUGUCUUUUUGCAACAUGUACUUUUUGUUAUGGCUGCCAAAAGUCAUGCAGCUGGGCAGCCAUGAUGUAGAGACAAUUACAAUUUUUUUUGCGAGAAACAAUAUUCAUUCUGCAUUAAAUCUUUCUUUCAGAAUGUGGUGGACAAUCACAGGAAACUUUGGUAACAUAUUACCCAUUGAUUGGUCCAAGUCGUAUGCAAGAAAUCUCCAGAAUCGUGUCCUCAACUUAGGAGAGCAAUCUAACGUAAGUCCUUUAAUGUUAAUAGAAGCACGCACAACUCUGCUGAAAAUAGAAUUGAUAGUUUAAUUAUGUCAAUAAAUUUAUCUCAUUCAUAAAAAUAAGUUUCAUGUUAUUUGAUUACAGGAGGAAUUAUUUUGUAAUUGUAUCACAAUUAUUGCGAUAUUGUAACCCUUUUUCUAUCUUUUUUUUUUUACAUUUUGAAAAAGGAUUGUCACUCAUUGAGUCUGGAUCUUUCUGAUGAUGAAGACCUAGCACAAGCCUUCGACAUGCAUUCUCUAAUUGUAAGCAGUUUGCAUCCUGAGGAAGAAGACAAAGUUCUGACAGCAGAUGAAGUUAUCAGUGAAAUUGAUGACAUGAUGAAGGUACUUGUGCCAAGUGCAUGUUCACACAUAACCAUGAAAGACACCUGCAUUAAGAACAUUCAUGGGCACAAUUUUAGUUUUUGUUAACCUCUAUUUUUAACAUUAAAGGUUAGUUUGUUAAUAACAGUGUGACAUGAAUGACUUAUUCAUUAGAAAAAUUGUAUGCACCAUAUUGGGACCACUUGUCACAUAUCGGGACCACUUGUCAGUGGGCUCAGUAGAAUAAAUAUCUUUGAUGCACAUCACCUAUAGAGGAUAUCAAAAUGACAAUAUAUUUCAGUAUUUACCAGACACUUCCCUACAAGUGCCAUAUCAAAUCACUGACUGUUGUACAGCUAUACAAAAUUAAACCUGCCUUAAGAGAGAAAGAGUGACAGAGAGAAGUUUUCUCUUCUCCAAAAGUGUUGCAUGAUGAGAUAUCUAAGUUUAAAGCACUCUAAUGGCUGAUAUCAAUUUUAUUUAUGUGUAUUAACAAAAAUGGUGAGGGAGUGUGACAAUUUACUCUCAUUUAACUUUAAGUUUAGUUUUUUAAUAAUAUUAAACUCUUUUAUGCUUUCAGGAACCUUCAGCGGAGGACUUCUACAAUGCCAUGCAAGAAGCCCCUGAGGAUGUGGCCUAUACUAAAAUUAAGCAAACAUUAGCAACUUUAUCAGGAUACACAAAAGAAGGUUAAUACAUUAAUUUUAGAGAAAAGUGGUUAAGCAAAUCUCUAUUUCUAAUUUAUAAACUUGGCCUUAUGUCAAAAAUGUCAGUUGAUAAAAGUAAUGUGAAGUGAACUGAGUGCAUGAGUCCCUUUGCUAUACCUGCUCCUUGAGGUUCGGCCAAGCCUGAUUCUGUAAGCCACUUUCAUAAGCGCAAGAGCAGGCUCUGCAACAGGCACCUUUCCUCCCACUAAUUCCAAGGGUUUGCCCUGGAUUGAAAUCUCACCAUGAUUUAAAAUUUUCAUUGUUCAAAUCCUAAACCAGUUUCCAUCAUAAUCAAUCAGAUUUUUAUAGUAUUAUCUUGCCUCUAUUUUCAGUCAUACAGUAAUUUUUUUUAAACAAAGCAAAUUGUAAUGUUAGUUUUAUACAUUUAAGGCUCAAACAUUAAACAAAUUAUUUUCUCCCAGACUUGAAAGAAAUGUCGAGAACCGAGCUCCACGAACUUGUCGUUGAAUAUGAGACCACCACAAAGGUGCUUUCGGAGAUGCUGGUGUCGGAACUGGCCUUGCGAGACGAACUUGAGUUUGACAAGGAAUUGAAAAACCAGUUCAUCUCACUGCUGCUGACAAUACAAAAGAAGAGGCGUGAGUGCCAUAGUGACCGCAAGAAGAAGAAAUCCAAAACCAAUGCUGCACCCAAUGCUAAUGCCACUCCUGAAAAUGGAAAUGUGAGUUUCAUUUAAGGUUUUCCUUCCUUGCAUGAUAAUUUACUGAGGUCCUUCAGAAUGAAAAUUUAUUUGCCAUGUGUAUAUCUGUGUUCUUACAGCAUAAUAAUUUAGUUGCAAAGUGUAUAUUUGAGGUCCUUCAGCAUGAUAAUUUACUUGCAAUGUUUUUAGCUGAGGUCUUCCAGUAAAAGUAAAUUUGUUAAUGUAACAUUGACAUUGGUGCCCUAAAUGUGAUGAUUUAUAUGGCCCAGAAAUUCAGUGCCAUAGAAUUUAUAUGCUGAAAAAAAAUUCAUAGGAAAAUUAGAAGAGUCACAGUUAUAAUUUGAUUUUGGACAAGGUGUUACAGCGUCUAGUUCCGGGGUAUACAUAAAUUAAUUUAACAAGAUAAUCUCUUCAGUUGCUUAAGUAUAUUGAGAGGAAUUUCGCACACAAAAAUGAUACAACCAUAUAUGAUGCAGAAGCAACAGAAAGUGCAUUGUGUCUAAUCCCUGUUUCUUCAGUUAUAAAAUUCACCAAUGUUGGAGAUACGAGAAAUGCUUUCAAGAUGUAUUUUAUCUCUCAUUAAAACUUUUUAAUUACAAGACUAGAACUUAUGGAUAAUUUUAAGACGCAGGAUAUUACAAUUAGAGUAGUUAUUUGUACCAGUGGUGAUUUUUACUUAUCCAAUUCAAGUUCUAGUCCAAAAUAAGGGUUGAAGCCAUUUGAAACAUAGGAUUGGACAACCCAGUAAUGUACAAUUACAAAUGACAGAAUUCAAGGGAAUUGAAAUUCAAAUUUAAUUUUUACAUUUAUCAAUAGUUGUGCAACAAGUCUAUUCUUAUCAAAAUAUGAAUGUCUCUUUUUAAAAUUGAAAAUAAUAUCUAGCUGUCCAGCCCCAGUAUGUGAUAACUUAUUUGAUAUUUGCUUUUUUUUUAUUGUGACAGUUUUUAACCACUGCAAUCCCAUACUACCCAUGCCAAGGACCACCAACUUCUGAACAACUUCAAAUUUACAUCAAAAGUAAGACAUGUUUACCAACUCUUUACUGCUCACAUGUUGAUUCAUUAGUUACUGGACAUGUUUAGACACUCUUUAUUGAUCAAACAUUAUUCAUUAGUUACUGAACAUGUUUAGACACUUUUUACUAAUCACAUAUUGAUUCAUUAGUUAGCUAAACACUGGCAGUGUAUUUAAUAAGAAUGGGCUGUUGUGUCGGGAGUUUUAAAAUAUAAACUUGCUUUAACUGCAGUUUGUGAGAACAUCCACUCUGAUGUGCACUUUCUUUUCAGAGGAUAAUUUAGUGUUUUCAUGGUACUUAGUGUUUUUAAAAAGCUGAAAUGAUCACUAAAAUUAUGAAUAUUUGAUGCUGGAUGUACAACAAAUUUAAUCGUAGAAUCCUAAUGCUAUUCACAACCUAAAAACAAAAAUUGAUUUUCAAAAGCUGAAUUUAGUUCUCAUGUUUUAUAUGUAUUAAUGUUGUUUUAAAAGAAAUUUAAAAUCGUGUUAUCUACUUAUUAUUGCUCUCUGAAGUCCUGCAAGCCAUCAAUGAAGACAGUCCAACAGUUCCAAUUCUUCUAACAGAUUAUAUACUCAAAGGUAAGUGGAAAGAAGUAAAGGAUGUUGUCGCAUUCACUUGGUCCUGAUGUUCUAGUGAUACUAGAGGAUACUCGCAAACUCCCUAUGGAUUAACCAAAAUGACAGUAUGAAAAUUCAUCAAAUUAUCUUUUGAUAAAUGUUGUGACAGAAAUUUUAAACCAAAUUGAUUUCCUACCAAUUUUAAUGUUUACACUAAUUAAGAGCCCAUCAAUUGGUGUGACAGCCCAAAGCCUGUGAACAUCUGUCAAUAUUUUAAAAAGGAAUAUUGUCUCACUUUUUUCCUCAGUACUGUGUCCCACCUAAAAGGAUGAAAAAGACCUAAUAAAUAAUUCAGGAGGCCAGACAAGAGUCCAGCAAUGGUCACAGUCUCAGCUUAUAUAACCCUAGUAUUUGCCCAUCUAUGUCUUAUGUGUGAUAUUACUGCUUGCAGCUCUUUUUCAAUCACGGAUACAUUUUUUUUUUCAGCUUUAUAAUUUAUAAAAAAAUGUGUUCCAUUUUAAAAAAAUACUUUACCUUAGGUUUUUUAAUUUUUUAUUGAGCAUCUAUAAACAUUUCUGCUAAUCACUUAAAGCACUGCUAUAGAUCUUUAACAAUUAAUCUUCACAGACUGUCAAAGAAAUCUCAUUUCUCAUAAUGGCUGGCGUUUUAAAGUUUUUAUAAUUUCUAUAUAAUAAUGAGUGCUAAAACUUGUAUCCCAAUGAUAAUGUGAUAGCUAGUCUUUUGGAGGGAAAAAAGCAAAAUUGUUUUGUUGUAAAGAGGCCAAACAUAUAUUGACCACAAUGGAAAAAUACAUCCACAUACUAACUAUGCACUGACGGAUAGGGGGGUGGGCUAUUUGGGCUUUUUGCAUUAUCAUUUGUAUGGAGACAAAGGGUCUUUGAAAAGUGGGAAUUAAGUUGAUGACCCUAGAGCCAGAAUUUUAAAAUGAUUUCUUUGUAAUUAUUUGAAACUAGCAAAAGUAUCUCUGCUUCAAAAUGGGGUUGGUGGUGGGGGUUACGAUCGACUUUUGUAAAUGAAUGAAGCAAAGAUGUAUUGUUUUUUAAGUGCAAUAUACUUAAACAAUUUUUAUUCUUCUGUCAUGUUACAUCCUGUAACAUUUAGUGAGCUAUAUCGACCAUACCAUUAAAGAAAGAACGAUUAUAAAUAGAAAUGGGAAGAGAUAAGUUCACUGAAGUACUUUUUGGACAAGAUGUUUACUGUGGGCGUGAGCAGGUCUAGAUCAUUUGAAGAAUUAACACGGGAGCAUCCCACAUAAAACUGGCCUGAGAAAAGCAGGGCCAUUUCACAUCAAUCCCUGUCAUUUGUGGAUUUUCAUCCCAAAGAAAUGUUUCCCAGGUAACCGAGUUCUUCAAAACAGGAAUGGGGUGGUCCGAGGGCACCGGUGGGAUCCAAGGAAUGAAAACACUGCCAUCUUCAUGGUACCUGUUUUUAUUCUGACCUCAAUCACCCUGUCCAUUGCUUGUUGGCCUGUAGUAUGGUUCUGUUCAAGAACACUAGGUUUCAGGUCUCUGAGACACUUGAUGGCAGAACCAACCUUCAGUGUAGUUGAUCGGACGCUUGCCAGGAGGGGGUCAAGGAAUGAUGAUCAGCUCAGUAGAGUAGUUUACUGCAUCACUCUACUGGAUCCUGCAGCCAAUCUUAUAUGUUCUUUGUUCUGAUGAGAAAAAGCACAAUAAUGAAUUGUUUUUUCUGCUAAAGGUUUCGUUUCUAGCAGCGAGAAUAGCUUUCUCACAGAACCAGUCUUAACGGUUUUGUCUGAAUGUUGCAGAUGUCAGGAUCAACUGUUGACAUUCAUUGUUCCAUAGAGUCCCCCCUUGUCGCCUAGUUCCUUCGGAAACUCAAGCUCCCUGUUGGUUUCAGGGACAUCCCCAUUCCCUAUCAUCAGCAAUAAGUUGGCAAAUGUUUGAGAAUCUUUUGUCAUGCAGAUUGUUAAAAAAAUAUAUUGAAUUUUCAAAUGAUGUUUUGAAAAAAACACACCUAUAAUGAAUGCCAGUGAUGUCAUGUCUGAAAGACUUUAUCCUAAAGGAUUUCUGAUUUAGCCAUGUAUGAUUCCCCUGACCCCCUUUAGCAAUUUGUCCACCUGAGCACCUUUUCCGAAAUUAACAUUUUUUUUUUUGGUAUAAAAACUUUUAAAAUCAAAGUUUCUAGGCUGAUUAAAAAGGCUGUGCUUUUUCAGUUUAACAAAAAAAUAUUUAAGACACUCACCCACUCUCCAGGAGGUAUUCCAAGGGGAUUUUUAUAAUUGAUUCUUUUUCUAUGGAUCUUAGCGAUAGCAACCUGAAUGUUGUCAAACUCAAAGUUUCUAGCUUGAAUGGAAGUGGUCCAUUAAUUCAGGUCUUUUUUGUGAUUAUCACGAUGUAUAGCGCUGUACUCGCUUCUAUAGGAUAGAUUUUACCUAAACUUUAAGCUAACUUUUAAACGAAAAUUUUAUGAGUUUAACUCACUACUUUGACCUACCAUCAUUUUAAAUGGUGCAUCAUUGGGCGACUAACAUUUUUCCAUUGUGGUCUACUUAUGAAACUUGUGUUUCUACAAAAAAAUCAUAAUUCCAAGAGGAUAGGGGAAAAAACCUGACUUGAAUCCAAACUGAGCAUGAUGGGUUAUCUCCAUCUUUUCACUUUAACCAUAAGGUUGUGAAAUCUACUGGUAAAUAAGACUAGUAAAUAGGAAAACUAGUGAUAUAUUAAAUUGAAUGACAAACAUAAAUAACACAUGGUGUAGUAAAUGGGAUGCAAAUGUAAAGAAGACUAGUGAUAUAGUACAUGGAAUGACAAACAUAAAUAAGACAUGGUGUAGUAAAUGGGAUGCAAAUGUAAAGAAGACUAGUGAUAUAGUACAUGGAAUGACAAACAUAAAUAAGACAUGACAUAGUAAAUGGGAUGACAAACAAGCCUCGGUACUGGGGUGUACAUCUUCUAUCACCAAUGUGUUAUGAUGACGAUGUUGACAGGGAUAAACUGAAGUGAUAGGUUAAAACUACUUUAUGAGUGUAUGAUAAAAUUACUUGUGAUACAUUGACCAUGGUCACUAACCCUAAGGGUUUCAUUUAUUUAUUUUUUUAAAGUGAAAAAUCCAAUCUACUUAAAAGUUUUCUGAUAUCUUUAUUGUUUUCUGUCAUUGUCAUUAUCUUUCAAUUGCUAAAUCAUUUUCAUUUCCUUUCAUUAACAUUUUUUAAAGUGAAUUGAUGACCAUCAAGUUGAUAAUAAAAAAACUAAAUUCAAUAAGUAAAUACUUAAAAAAAAACAUUUUUUAUGAUCAAAUUUUGUUUGGAAAAUCUUCCUGUGUGGUUUUUCCAGUAUAUUUUUCUUUGAGGAGUUAAAUGUGAUGCCACUUUGUUGGCUGUUGUUUCUAUGGCCGAUAGUAUUCAACAGGACAAUAAAUUAAAACCCUUUGAAAAUUUUAAAUUCAUCAUUUUUCCGGACCACACAAUGGCAUUCUUCUUGGAGAUGUUCAGUAAGAUAUUUUCUAAAUGUACUCAUUAUGCUGCAUGGAGAUCCUUUGAUCCUAUUCCCCUUUGAUAUACUCAAAUAAUCAAACCCUUUCAUAUUGCUUCAUUUUGACAUGAGAUAUCUCUCUGUUUACAAAAAAGAUAAUGCUGUGUAGCCUAAAGAUAAUACAAAUCAAAGGUGGAGAAACACUUAGGCAAAUACCUGAAAAUAUUGCAAUUGUUCAUUAAAGCAAAUAUUGGGAGCAUAGACAAUCUUUAUAAAACGUAUAUUCUGCAGACAGGGUGCUCAUGCGUUCUGUGCCUCCCCCCUCCCCCCUUUCACCCUCCUACAGUUUCAAUUUUCUUUGCUUUUGUUUUCCUUGGUCCAAAUUUAUUUUAUAACUUUUUAAACAUUCUCAAGUAUCUAUCUGAUCUAUUUUAUACAAUUGUACAGUUUUUCCCCUGAUUUCUAUAUGUUCCAAAUUAAAUGUCAACCCAAUAUUGCGCCAUACCGCGGACACUGACCACAAUUUGAGGAGCACUAUUGUUACUUAGAGUAACUUCAGUAAGUCAAUCAUUAAUUUCUUGUUCAAAGAUCAUUCACCUCAUUUUUUUUUAAAAAAAGGUAUUUUUCAAUUUUGACUGUUGGUAACAGAUUGAUACCAUGACCGACUGAGUCUCAUAAUAUGAAUGAAUCAAAUAUUGGCGUAUCUUUCAUUUAAAAUGAUACAAAUCCUGUGAUGGGCCCUUUUUCUAUUGAAGCUUGCUGAAGUAGCUUUGUGUGAAUUUGUAUACUUGAUAUAAAUCUAUUGUUCUUGUCAUUCCUUCAAUCCCCCCAAACUAUCAAAGACUUUGUUGGUCAGGUUGUUGAUGUGGUUAGAGUUGCAAGAUUCAGCUUAUAACCUUUUUUUUAUACCUCCCUUCAUUAGAAUUGUUUUCUUAUAUUUACAUUUACAUACAUAUUAAAAACUGAGGUAACAUCAGAAACAUGUAUUUUGAUUUGAUUUGUAUUGAUUUUGCUAAGAUUCUAUUUCUAGUCAUGAUGUUUUACAUGAUUGAUCAAAGAUUUGUUUUGCAUGAAUCUCCAUUUCACAAUGUACUUAACAAAAAAAAAGCAUGCGUCAAAUAUAGAUUUUAUGUUGAAUGUACUUAAUUCAAUCAAAGCCAAUAUUCUUUUUUUACAUUUUUCCUUGUUGUUUUGGUUUUGCCAUCUCUAUUGAUAUAUGUUUUUUUUUUUUAAUGUAAAUAAUCCCGCCAGUGUAUGUCAUUUUGUUCAAUGCAAUAUACAUCUUAAGAACAAAAUCAACUUGUAUUUGUAUAGCAUUUAUCUGUAGAUCUAAAUGUGGUCCACUCUGUUCCUCCCUCUCUGGAUGUUUGAUGUUUUUUUCCAAAGCAAAGUGCAGUAGUGAUACAAACGGUCUUGACAUAUUGCUUACAGUUACAGGGCACUCAUCUUUUCGGUAGUGUUGUUUCUUGAUGUCUUACAGUUUUCAUUUUUUUUUAGUACAGUAAACAUACUAAGCUGUAAAUAAAGAUUUCAUAAUAAUUUGUGG